This is a messenger RNA of Dendroctonus ponderosae (mountain pine beetle), 2248 nucleotides long. Its product is annotated as tRNA (cytosine(72)-C(5))-methyltransferase NSUN6. Gene Ontology annotation, molecular function: RNA binding; methyltransferase activity. Bases 541 to 1872 code for a protein of 443 amino acids. Lineage: Eukaryota; Metazoa; Arthropoda; Insecta; Coleoptera; Curculionidae. The transcript has a single exon. Gene Ontology annotation, biological process: RNA methylation. The record is from RefSeq and is a predicted model, not a curated record.
AAACCUUCAAAACAAGUAGCAGGGACGCAUACUCGCAAGCAGAUUUAAAACGCAGCUGUGCCUUUGCGUUAAUAGAUGGCAGCAGGUUAACGCGGGUCCAACAAAGUGCGAGAGAGUGGGCUAUCUAUACUUGUCUUUAUCUAUGGUAAAAGUGACAUCAACAGUGAACACAAAAAGUUAAUCGGAUGUAAAAAAAUUAAUGAUUAGAAUUUUCAAUUGUCUGUUAUACAGACAAAACAAUGUUCUUUCAGUUCUAUUGCAGCCACUUGUAUUUAACGGUAUAUUCAGUUCAAGUCAGCAGCCACCAAAUUUGUAAUUUGACUUUCGUUAAUUAAUAUACAAUGUUUAUUUUACACUUUUUAAACAUUUUUUCUUCCGCACAUGCAGUGCAACCUGCCUUCCCCGCUAUAACCUCACUUCGCCACGUUUUGAUUCACUUAAGCCUUCCUACGUUUGUUCUUUUUUUACAGUUUUAAACCGCUCAACCUCCUAAUUCUAUUUUCCGUUAACAGUGCUCCUUAUGAGGACAGUCAUUCAAGCAUGCCCUAUCCGGACUCUCCUUUUGACGCGACUUUUAACCCAGACAUCAUUACCAGUUUAAAACAGUAUAGUGAGUCGUGUAGUGAAGUGAAUUUAAGUGAAACUUUGAAGUGGCUUUGUACCACCCCAAAAGUAACCUCCUACCGGGUAAACACAUUGAAGACGGACAGGAAGAUUGUUAAAGAGCUAAUCCAGGAACAGUUGAAUGCAGAGGCUGGUGCCUAUGGAUUCCGAGCUGAAUACUCUGACUUCCUGCCCAAUGUUAUAGUUAUAAAUCACAUCGAUGUAAACCAUGGAAAACUCCAUAAACUUCCAAGCGAGGUCAUGGUCGAUGUGGAUUGUGCAGCUGCAGUCCUUAGAGGAGCCCACAUUUACGCUCCUGGAGUGCUGUCAAUGAUCUCAGGAACUUUAAUAGGCGAUAAAGUGAGCAUUUAUGCAGAUUUGAACCGAAAGUGCAAAAAGGGCCUACUGAAGAUUUUUCCGGAUAACGGAAAAGUUUUCCUGGGAAAUGGAGUGGUGAAAAUGACCAGAUCCAUGCUGUUUGGAGACAAUCUAGCUCCUGAAGGAGUGGCUGUUGGAGUCACUGAAACCAUAUCCGGCUGUCCGUCAAUAGGUGACGCAUUUCUACCUUCAGGUUUUGCAAUGCUACAAAAUGUACCUUCAAUCAUGUGCGUCAAUGCACUUGAUCCGCAGAAGAACGAUCUGGUCCUGGACAUGUGCGCCUCGCCGGGCAAUAAAACCACUCACAUCGCCGCCCUUAUGGAAAAUCAGGGAACUCUAAUCGCCAUUGAUAAAACUGCAGGCAAAGUUGCGCAACUGAGAAAAACAUGCCAAAUAUUUGCUGCCAAACUGCGAAUAUUUCAAGCCGAUUCCUCAAAAAUCGUCGUCGAAGACCCUGGGCAAACUGCAGCUAAUGUAGACCAAGGACCUCCAUUUCUGCCGGAAACUUUCGACAAAAUCCUCUUGGAUGCUCCUUGUAGUGUGUUAGGAAAACGACCGCAAUUUCACAACAGAGUAACUGAAAAAGUUUUAAAGUCUUAUGUGCCUUUGCAAAGGAAAUUGUUCACUUCUGCAGUCAGCUUGCUGAAGCCCAAAGGCCGUUUAGUGUAUAGCACAUGCACCAUCACUUUAGCUGAAAACGAAGGAAUUGUAGAAUGGGCCCUGAGAACUUUCAAGUGUUUGUGUUUGGUGAACAUUGCCCAACAUUUUGGAAGCCCUGGCUGGCCUGGAACCACUUUAACUGAAGCCCAAAGAGCCAAAGUGCAAAGAUUUGGGCCCAAUCUCGAUCCGGACACUGUAGGCUUUUUUAUAGCGUGUUUUGAAAAAAACUGAUGCAUAUUAAAAAUAAGAGUUUUUGUUUUGCUUUCGCCCACAUUGUGAGGAACUCGAUGGUAUCAGGAACAGUGAGGAAAUUGCUUUAGGUGCUAGUGAGGCACGUGUAAGCCCAUAGCUGUUUGUUGCAGCACGUUUACCUCAUCAUUUAACAAAAAACUGUAUCGAUUUCACUUUGUUUUAUCUUAAUUGGUUUUUAUCGGUUGCUGUUUAUAGAAGGGCACGCAUUUAGGUUGAUAAGAGAGAUAAUCAUGAUUGCGGUUACUAAAGUUGUAAGUUGGUGUUAGUCCAAGAGUUUCAGGAAGAAAAACGUUGCAAGAAGUUGAUGUAGCUGAUUUAAUUUAAAACAUGUGAAAAAAUAAAGAAUUCUAAUGGG